Molecule: messenger RNA, 2472 nt
Organism: Neocloeon triangulifer
Lineage: Eukaryota; Metazoa; Arthropoda; Insecta; Ephemeroptera; Baetidae
Product: lachesin-like
Exons: 10
Coding region: 161-1510 (449 amino acids)
Cellular component (GO): neuron projection
Source: RefSeq, a predicted model, not a curated record
CCUCCGGUCCACCGCCCGCUAUGCCUGCCUCUGCCGAGUGCCAAGUGCGCGAAUUCACCUAAGAUAAACAACUGCAGCUGCUGAAUUUCUGUGUAAUUUCACAAAGAAGAGAGAACUGUUGCUGUUAUUUUGAUUAGGACCAAAGCGUUUUUACCGGAGAAUGGAGAAGUUCCUGCCGCGAGUCGUUUGCUUUGUCUUCAUUUUCUGCGGAGUUUGUGCUGCAAUUCAAGCACCUUUGGACACCAUGGUCAGCGUCACUCCCGCACCCAUGCUCCCUGCCAAUAACGAUGACCCCGACUUCAGACACGCCAUCAAAAACGUGACCGUCCCUGUCGGCAGGGAGGCAAUUCUAGCCUGCUCUGUCACAGAACUUGGGCAUUAUAAGGUUGGUUGGAUGCGAGCAGAGGACCAGACCAUCCUUACACUGCACACCAAGGUGGUGACGCACAACUCUCGCAUCUCCGUGACCCACGACAACCAGCGCACGUGGAACCUGCACAUCCGGCAAGUGAAGGAGGCCGACCGCGGCUGUUACAUGUGCCAAAUCAACACCAGCGUGAUGAAGAAGCAAAUCGGCUGUGUCGACGUGCACGUUCCACCGGACAUCAAGGAUGACCAGACGAGUUCGGACGUCACAGUGCAAGAGGGCGAGAACGCGACCCUCACUUGCAAAGCGACCGGCCAUCCAUCACCACGCAUCCUGUGGCGCAGGGAGGACGGCGAGAGCUUGCUGAUCAAGAAGGGCGCCUCCAGAGGUGAGCUGAUGGACACCUUCGGCGGCGACACUCUGCAACUGUUCAAGCUGGAGCGUCGGCAAAUGGGCGCCUACUUGUGCAUCGCCUCCAACGACGUCCCGCCGGCAGUCAGCAAGCGGAUUACGCUCAAUGUAAACUUCGCUCCAGUAAUCAAAGUGACUAACCAGCUGCUUGGGGCGCCCCUCGGCACAGAUGUCAACCUCGAUUGCUUCAUCGAAGCCUUCCCCAACGCCAUCAAUUACUGGUCAAAGAACAGAGGCGAAAUGCUGAUGGACGGGAAGAGAUAUGUUGUGGACGAAAUUAAGAAAUCUUAUACUAUUCACUUCAAGCUGACCAUCAGGAACUUCAGUAAAAGGGAUAUUGGCACCUACACUUGUGUGUCCACCAACUCAAUGGGAAAGGCUGAGGGGACUAUUCGAUUAUACGAAAUCAAAGUGCCGACGCGACCACCCGUAAUUACGACCGAGCCUCCAGUCAUUACAACGCCAACGACGACCACGCCCCAGCCAACAACGAGCACCACCACACGCCGGCCGACGAGGGCACCCAAGAUCAAAGAGAUCUACUACCUUGCCACCACGUUUGCGCCUCCGCUUUUGGCUCACGAGGCCGAGGUGCUGCUCGGGCGCGACGCCAAAGACGUGACCGCCGACGCGAGCAGGGCUGCGGCGCACAGGGUGGCGGCCACGUGUCCAUCCCUUCUCUUCGCCCUCGUCGUCGUGAUGAUGUUGUUAAUGAGUGCGGCCGCGAGAUGACAUUGUGAAAAGUAACGAGACUGACGCGCAAGAGAAGAUGAAAGAGAGAAAGAAAGAAAAGUGAUUUACCUCAAAAAAAUAAAUAAAUUUCAAAUAGCAAAAGUGAGAAAGAGAGUGCAACGUGGAAACUGUCACAAACUUGUUGGUUAAUUGUAACGAAAAAAUAAAAUUACACGCAGAAUAACGGUGGAAAUUAUGCGGAUGAUGCUCAUUCCGAUUUUUGUCUCAAUUUUUUUAUUGGUGCCAAAAUGUUGCGUGCGAGAUUCAAGAUGAGGAAUUGUCGUGUUUCUAGAUUCUGUGCAGAUUUCUGUUCCAUUUCAGAAGUUUCAAAACUCAAAACAUAUCUCAAGGCUAUAUCCAAAUUCAUUAAACGUUAAGACACACUCAGCUAUCAAAGUAGAAACGCAUUUAAGAGAAUUUUUAAAAUCAUGCAGAAAAUUAUUUCUUUGGGAGACAACGAACGUUUCUAUAAAACCUCUAUUAAUAUGCAAUGUACAUACAUAAUCAAAAUAACUAGAUGUUAAUAAAAACACACACUUUUGCCAGUGGAAUCCAAGGAAGUAAUUUUCGCGAUUGGAUGAAAAUAAAUAAUUAUUUUUUGCCUGCUUCUUUCAAGGUGCUGCUGAUUUUGCAACCACUACUAAUUUAUUGAGUGCUGUUUUUGUUAAAGACUGUGAUGUAAUGAUAAACAUGAGAAUCUAUAAUUGAUUAAGAAACUAAAUUAAAUUGGGAAUAAAUGAACCAUUCAAUGUGUUACUUUGCAGAGAUGACAUUUCAUUUUUUGUGGGUUGAAAAUUGAUAACAUGAACAACUGUAAAAUAUUUUCUUUGGUUGUUUUAAACGUGCUGUAGACAAACAUACAAACAAAUAAUGAUGAUUUUUCAAACCUCAACUAGUCCCAAAUGGAAUUAAAUUGUUGUGUAUUUUAUAAAAAUGCUGCAGGUUGUGAAUAAAUGGAGCGA